GGUUGAAAUUUUAGGGGCCUAACCUGCAAACAAACCCAAAUCCCAUCACUUUUUAAACCCCUCGCUCCUCCAAAUCGAUAGCGCUCUCUCUCUCUCUCUACUUCAGUGAUGAUGCUGGGUUUGAGGAAAGCCUUAGCUCGAAAAUUAGGAAGAAAGAGAAAUCCUAAUAAUCCCCUCUUCUCUCUCCUCUCUUCUUUCAGCACUGAUGAUGGCGAUGAAUUCCAAAGCUCUCGACUCAAAGUCUUCGAUCGAGAUCUCAAGAGGAAACAGAGGGAUCGAGCUGCGUGGUUGAUGAGGGGCAAGGAUCAGUUCGUCGACUCCGUUGCUGAGAAUCUCCUAGAUCGCCUAGAGGAUUGCAAAAGAACAUUUCCUACAGCACUAUGUCUAGGAGGUUCCUCAGAGGCUGUCAGGCGCCUACUACGAGGGCGUGGUGGUAUAGAAAAGCUUAUCAUGAUGGAUAUAUCAGUUGACAUGGUUAAGCAUUUAAAGCAUACAGAUUCCUCUAGUGGAAACCUAGAGACUUCAUAUUUAGUUGGAGAUGAAGAAUUUCUUCCUUUGAAAGAAAGCUCUUUGGAAUUGGUAAUCAGUUGUUUGGGGCUUCAUUGGACAAAUGAUCUUCCUGGUGCCAUGAUACAGAGUCGGUUGGCAUUGAAGCCUGAUGGUCUGUUUCUCGCUGCUAUCCUUGGCGGAGAAACUCUGAAAGAACUAAGGAUAGCAUGCACUAUUGCUCAUAUGGAACGUGAAGGAGGCAUCAGUCCUCGAAUAUCUCCUCUGGCACAAGUUCGUGAUGCGGGGAAUCUUCUGAUAAGGGCAGGCUUCAGUCUUCCUGGUGUUGAUGUUGAUGAAUAUACUGUCAGAUAUAAUAGUGCUUUGGAGCUGAUAGAACAUUUGCGGUCUAUGGGUGAGACCAAUGCCCUUCUUCAAAGGAGUAAUAUCCUGAAGAGGGAGACAGCUUUAGCUACUGCUGCAAUCUAUGACUCUAUGUUUGCAGCAGAGGAUGGAACCAUACCAGCAACUUUUCAGGUCAUAUACAUGACAGGUUGGAAAGAACAUCCUUCACAACAGAAGGCUAAGAGGAGAGGAUCUGCCACUGUUUCAUUCCAGGACAUCCAGAAGCAAUUUGGUAGCAGCAGCUGAUGCA
Asparagus officinalis (garden asparagus) is the source of this 1141-nucleotide messenger RNA. Its product is annotated as putative methyltransferase At1g22800. Gene Ontology annotation, molecular function: S-adenosylmethionine-dependent methyltransferase activity. Gene Ontology annotation, biological process: mitochondrial respiratory chain complex I assembly. The coding region runs from base 109 to 1137 and encodes 342 amino acids. NCBI's taxonomy places the organism in Eukaryota, Viridiplantae, Streptophyta, Magnoliopsida, Asparagales, Asparagaceae. Gene Ontology annotation, cellular component: mitochondrion. The record is from RefSeq and is a predicted model, not a curated record. The transcript has 11 exons.